Molecule: messenger RNA, 2917 nt
Organism: Salmo salar (Atlantic salmon)
Lineage: Eukaryota; Metazoa; Chordata; Actinopteri; Salmoniformes; Salmonidae
Product: ras GTPase-activating protein-binding protein 2
Cellular component (GO): cytosol; ribonucleoprotein complex
Molecular function (GO): mRNA binding
Source: RefSeq, a predicted model, not a curated record
ACUGUCACGGGGGUUCCUGCCCUAGAUUGCAGGGGUUAGACAAUAAAUUUGAAGUCUAUCGCUUUAAAUUCCAAUCUCUGAUACAGCAGAGAUCAUUAAGUCUGUCAGUAGAGGGUGAGAAAUAUUAUAAAUUACACCUGAAAUAUUCUUCAUAUUUCAGAGUAUAGUCUUUGACGACCAGAAUCGUUUAUAGUCAUAGUUAUUUAAUCACUGUGUUCAAUUAGAUAGGUAUUUCAAAAGCACUUGAUAUUGAUUACCAAAGAAAUGGUGAUGGAGAAGCCAAGUCCCCUGCUUGUAGGGCGGGAGUUUGUGAGGCAAUAUUACACACUCUUAAACAAAGCACCCGAUUUCCUGCACAGGUUCUAUGGAAGGAACUCCUCCUAUGUUCAUGGCGGACUCGACUCCAACGGGAAGCUUGCAGAAGCGGUGUAUGGCCAAGCGGAAAUCCACAAGAAGGUCCUGUCCCUGCAGUUCCAAGAAUGCCACACGAAGAUCAGACACGUGGACGCCCAUGCCACGCUGACUGACGGCGUUGUGGUCCAAGUGCUGGGUGAGCUCUCCAACAACGGCCAGCCAAUGAGGAAGUUCAUGCAGACCUUUGUGCUCGCUCCAGAGGUGCGUAGUACGGGUUCCGUGGCAAACAAAUUCUACGUACACAACGACAUCUUCCGCUAUGAGGAUGAGGUUUUCGGUGACUCUGAGGCUGAACUUGAUGAGGAAUCUGAAGAGGAGGUUGAGGAGGAGCAGGAGGAGAGACAGCCAUCCCCAGAGCCACUCCAGGACAGUCCUAACAGCACUACUUACUACGAGCCUCACCCUGUCAUCAAUGGUGUUGAGGAGCCCAUGGAGGAGCCGGCUCCAGAGCCUGAGCCCGAGCCUGAACCGGAGCCCGAGGUAGAGGAGCUGAAGCCCGACGUGGAGGAGAAGGUGAUGGAGGAGCUGGAGGAGAAGGCCCCCUCCCCGGUCCCCGUAGAGUCCCCACCCAGCACCCAGGAGGCCCCCAAGACCUUCUCCUGGGCCUCGGUGACCAGUAAAAACCUGCCUCCUAGCGGUACAGGACCCUCCUCUGGAAUCCCCCCCCAUGUUGUUAAAGCACCAAGCUCACAGCCCAGAGCGGAGAACAAACCUGAGAGCCAGACGGCCCCUCUCCGGGGACCUCGGGACCAGCGCCCCCGCGACAGACCAGCCUUCGUACAGCGAGCAUCCAGACCUGAUGGUGUUGCACCUUCAGAAUCACAAACUGGGAAACCCCACUUCAGUUUUGUCAACAAAGGUCGGGGCGAGGCGGACCCUGGUGAGAUGGACAGCAGAAGGAUCAUCCGGUACCCAGACAGCCACCAGCUCUUUGUGGGCAACCUCCCUCAUGACAUUGACGAGGCAGAGCUCAAGGACUUCUUCAUGACUUUUGGCAAUGUAGUGGAGCUGAGGAUCAACACCAAGGGAGUCGGAGGAAAGCUGCCCAACUUUGGAUUUGUGGUCUUCGACGACUCUGACCCUGUCCAGAGAAUCCUGGGGGCGAAGGUAGGGGGGCCCAUCAUGUUCCGCGGUGAGGUGCGUCUGAACGUAGAGGAGAAGAAGACCAGGGCGGUACGUGAGCGGGAGGUCCGUGGCGGAGGAGAUGACCGCAGAGACAUGGGGAGACGCGGCGACAGGGGGCCCGGUGGCCCGCGAGGAGGCAUGGUGGCCGGCAACGGGAUGAUGCGUGACAGCAGGGGCCCCCCACCCAGGGGCGGCAUGGGUGCGCCCAAGCCCGGCCUAGGCUCUGGAAGAGGAGCAGGAGGAACCGCCGAGGGCCGCUUCACCACCCAGCGCCGCUGAUAGUGCCACCUGCAGUUCGGAAGUAGUACCACGUUCUUCAUCUUCUACCGUUCUCGUUAACGAAAAAAAAUCUACAUGUAUAAACAUAUAUACUUUUGUUUGUUUUUCGUUUCGGUAAAAAAGUAUUUUUGGCUUUGGAAUGUGACACAGCCUGUCAACUAUUUCUUCUUUGAUGUGACAGACAAAAAUGAGCAAACGUAAAAUUUGCAUUUUCGCUUUACUUAGCUGUGAGCUGAGCGUCCUUUUCCAGUGUUGUCAAGAAUUCACAAACAUUAAUUUGUAAAUUUGAGGAAAAGCAACCAGGAGUAAUCUGCAACGUUAUAGGAGGAGGGACUGAUAGACUUUUACCUACGAUAAUACAGCCCAUCAUUUGGAAUAGAGAUUAUUAUGCCUCAACUUACCGGGGCACUACGUCACGAAACCCCUCUUAAUGCACAUUUUAUAUGUGGGAGUUCUCUGCCCGUUACUGUUGGGAAAGCAUGAGGUGAAUUUCCUGCUAUGGGGGGGGCUUGCAUUUAGUUUUUUCCUUUUCAAAGAACACUGCUUAAAACAAAUUGCAUAAUGCACUCAUCAAUAUGCACUAAUGGGUACUUUUGUCAUGUUACAUUGACAUCCUGGGAACACAGCUGGUUGAGACAUCUACUGUUGUCUCAAAGCUAAACGACGUGACAAGGCAGGCCUCCACUUCAGGCCUGUUUACUGUGACCAAUAUACUUUUCUCUCACAUCUUUCAUCUGCGAACCCAUAACUAUGCUUCAAUUACUGCUGGAAUACAACAAGGCACAACAAACCAAUCUACAGAAUGAUUAUUUUCCUAAAUGAAUUUAAUAAAAAGCUCGAAGUUCCUGGACUGCACCGAACGGGGAAAUAAAAGGAUGGUCCACAGACACAAACCAAGCUGACCAAUAGGAGAGUGGUGGUGAUAAUGUUUGUGGAGACUCGCUCCCUAUUCUUUGUUGAUAGUUUUUUUAUUUUUUUUCAUGCAUUUUUCUUCCCUUCCCUACACUUGCCAGAACUGUGAAACUGGGCCCCCCCUCUUCUCCCUCCAUUCCCCGUCAAGUGUACGGAGGAACAUAAUAAAUGUACAGCAAAAAUCAUA